AUGAAAGGAAGAAGUGUUCGUAUUUGCUUCCUAUUUUACCUGUUGGUAGCAUCGCAGUGUGUCACUGAUAACGCCUCCUCCUCUCUCGCUAAGGUAAGAAUGUCCAAGAAUUCAAAGUGAACCAUGCAGAAAUGAUCUUAAGUUGUUGAAUUUUGCAGCCAAAAGUUCAAGCAGAGUAAACACAGUUAUAGUCUUCGAAGUCUUUAAGCAGCAGUCUUCAUGUUUUUACUUAAAUAUGAGAUAACAACAUAAAUAUUGCCAGGCUGGUGAUAAACUCUAUUUAUUCUAAUAAAUGCUUAAGUCUUGUUCUUUAAUUUCUCUUAACAGCGAAUAGAUUCGUUAAUGUAGAAAUUUAGAAAAAGUACUGUACUUUUAAAGUACAUCUGACGAUUGGGCUGCGCGAAUGAGUAUCUACCAUCGGAGCCUGUUCACGAUAGGGUGUAUUAAACGCGUAACCCUCGCGUUAUUACAGCCCGUUUCCUAAAGAGAAUUAUAAAGAAAUUUAAUAGUAAGGCUGGUGAUUGAUUCUGCGUGUGUCCCGUGAGAUCAACGGCGAUCAUGAAUUUUAUUAUUUCCAGUAAUUUUUUUAUUAGUGAACAAUAAGUGAAGUAUAUGGGUUUUAAUAACAUACCUCGACUAAUUAUUUAACGACUAAUUAAAAUAUAGCCAAUUGAUUAAAUAAAAACCAAGUAAUUAGCAUAUGACUAAAAAUUGAAUUAAUUAUACAGUGAAGACCUAUAAAUGACCAUACAUGUCAACUGGUCUCUACAUUCGCAUCUACUGGCCACGGAAAUGCAGCCUUAAACCCUUCUUUUAAAUGAAAAUAACUUAAAAUCAGCUAUAAAGAGAUUGUCUAAAAUGCAGCCUUAAACCAUCUUUCCUCAGUCAGACGUAUUAGAAUAUGCAAUGGCGGAAGCCAGUGUCUACGGGAGCUCCACGUACGAGCUCUGUAAAGAGUUUUUGCAAAUGAAACCGCCUUCCAUUAGUAACUGCGCCAUGGUUGUGGCCAACCCGAAAGCUUUGCUCCUUCGUCCACUACACAUUUUUCCAACCCAAUAUUUAUUGCAACAUGUAUACUAGCUCUGAUUUUCCCCUUUUUUUUAGUUUUAUUCUUAUUCUAUUUAUGUACUUUGUUUUGAAUAACUGUGAAUAAACUGAACUUGAACUUGAACUCAAACUUCUAAUAAACUGCAAAAAAUCCUGGACAAAGACCCUACUAGUGGUCAUUGUUGAUCUCAGUAGAGAUCAGCUUAGUAAGCUAAGUAACAUCCCCGACCUGAAGAAAACUGGUUUAAUUAGCCGGAAUAACUUUUUGAAAUACAUGAGCACGUUGUAUCAGCUUUACAGUAGUCCUUGAACUUCUCGUAUAUUAUUUUUACUACCAUUUUUAAGCAAAAUGGUUUUAUCCUCUGAUUUCCUUUAACUCUUGACAUAGAAUUCAAACACGUGCUUGCAAGGAUCGCCUGGCCUCCCUGGACGUAACGGAGUAAAUGGACAUAAUGGGUUACCAGGCCGCGACGGCCGAGAUGGUGCAAAAGGAGAAAAGGGCGUAGCAGGUCCCUCUGGAUCACGUGGUGAGAAGGGAGAAAUGGGACCAAGUGGAAAAGAUACUGAUCACAGGAACUGGAAACAGUGCGCGUGGAAGAACAACGACGACAGUGAUAUUGGACUGAUUAAGGUUAGUUGAUUUUUGCCGUGCAUUUACCAUACCUGUCUGUUGUUAGUUUAGAUGAAUCAUAAGCUACUGUAUCUCCUAAUGAUGACGUAUAUCUUCAUAAGAGUUAUUAUCCAGUGGUAUUUUUACAUGGGCGAAAAAAGGUCAGACGUGGAAAUAAUCGGUGUUUCUGUUCUUGCAGGAUUGUCAGUUCACUAAGAUCAAGGAUGAUACUGCCCUCCGUGUUGUUUACCAGGGAAAUGUCUGGUUGGGAGGAUGUAGCAACUGCUGCAAGAGAUGGUUCAUCACUUUCAACGGAGCGGAGUGCAGUGGUCCCCUGCCUAUUGACGCAGUACUGUGGAUCCGAAAUAAAGAGGAAGACAACAACAGACCCGGGUUCAUUGAGGGCUACUGUAACAACAUACACAAGGGCAAAAUCCGAGUCGGAAUCAAUAUUGGAAAUUGUGCAGGAUAUGGAAACUCCAAUGGUGUCACAGGCUGGAAUUCAGUGUCCCGUUUGAUCAUUGAAGAAGUCCCUCGUUCCCAGUGA
Messenger RNA from Porites evermanni, 2204 nucleotides. NCBI's taxonomy places the organism in Eukaryota, Metazoa, Cnidaria, Anthozoa, Scleractinia, Poritidae. The record is from the annotation of a GenBank genome assembly.